AUGAAACCUUACAAAGCCAAAUACGUUCAAUGUGUCUGCUUGACGAGAAACGAGAAAACAGCUACGACAGAAGACAGCGAAUGUAAGCAAGAAGGCAGAGAGAGCGGAAGCAAGAAAGUCAACACACAGUCAAGGCAAAAAGUUGCCAAAUUCUUCAGUGACAUGCUGACUACUAUAUACAGGCAGCCAAACGACUACAGAAGAAAAACAACGGAUACAAAUUAAAAAUUAUAGUUAUUCCGUGGUAUUCAUGUGUUAUGUUUGUUAUUUCAAAUAAACAUGAUAAUAGG
This is a messenger RNA of Acanthoscelides obtectus, 290 nucleotides long. Lineage: Eukaryota; Metazoa; Arthropoda; Insecta; Coleoptera; Chrysomelidae. The record is from the annotation of a GenBank genome assembly.